Messenger RNA from Chanos chanos (milkfish), 669 nucleotides. RefSeq names its product VPS37B subunit of ESCRT-I b (gene vps37bb). NCBI's taxonomy places the organism in Eukaryota, Metazoa, Chordata, Actinopteri, Gonorynchiformes, Chanidae. The coding region runs from base 1 to 669 and encodes 222 amino acids. Gene Ontology annotation, biological process: protein targeting to vacuole; ubiquitin-dependent protein catabolic process via the multivesicular body sorting pathway; protein targeting to membrane. Gene Ontology annotation, cellular component: ESCRT I complex. The record is from RefSeq and is a predicted model, not a curated record. The transcript has 4 exons.
AUGGGAGAAAUACCUGAAAUUGCAAAUAAAUUCAGCUCUUACUCUGUGACACAACUAAACGAGUUGCUUGAAGAUGAUGACAAGCUCAAUAAAAUUGUCAGUGAAACGGAUAAGAUACAGGAAGUCCAGCAGACUAAGGAAAUGACACUUGCCAGUAACCGCAGCCUUGCAGAACAGAACCUCAGCCUUCAACCUGCACUGGAUCAACAGAGGAUCCUGUUAACCAAGCGAUACAUGUGUCUGCAGGAGCUCUUUGAGGCCUACCAGUUCCGCAAGUCCACUUUUGAUUGUAAUUCACAAAACAGCUCACUGGAUACUCUCUUAGCACUUCUACAAGCUGAAGGAGCAAAAAUUGAAGAAGAGACUGAGAAUAUGGCAGAUUUAUUCCUGGAAGGGCAACUGUCUCUGGACUCUUUCAUUGAUGAAUACCAGAGCAAGAGGAAGCUAGCCCAUCUGCGUCGCGUGAAGAUCGACAAACUGGAGGAUGUGGUGCUGAGAGGCCUCCAGCUACCCUGUGCCCCUGUUACCAAGCCUCAGGAAGGUCACGUGUCACCUACCCAGCCUACCAACGGUACCCCUGUACCUGCCCCCAGGAGAACACGACAUUCGCCUCCUCUGUCACAACAAACGUCUCAAACGGCACUUUUACCCUAUCCGGCGAUCCCAUAG